CUGGGCGUUUUGAGCGCGCGCUUGGAGAGCGGCCGCCGACGCGCGGCGAUGUGCUGACCRGCAGCAUGGGCAGGCGGUACCCGGGCGCUCACUAUCGGCCAAGCAGCUCGUAUUUCAAAUUAUAAUCUAUGUCCUGGUGCAUUGCUGAAGCCCCGUGAGCCAUGUCAGAAGUACUUCCAGUCGAUUCCGGCGUAGACGCGUUGGCGGCGUUUAUGGCCAGCAGCAGCCCCACGGACGUCGUGAACCGCAAUGCUCCCGCCACGCCGCCCACCACGCUGCCCCUGCGCUCCUCCCACAACGAGCUGCUCAACGCCGAGAUCAAGCACACGGAGGCCAAGAACAGCACGCCCCCCAAGUGCAGGAAGAAAUACGCGCUGACCAACAUCCAGGCGGCCAUGGGCCUUUCCGACCCGGCGGCGCAGCCCCUGCUGGGCAACGGCUCCGCCAACAUAAAGCUGGUGAAGAACGGGGAAAACCAGCUGCGGAAAGCGGCGGAGCAGGGACAGCAGGAUCCCAACAGAAACCUCAGCUCCACUGCAGGCAUCAACGUGACUUCUGAGAAGUUUGAAGGUAAAGAGCCCAUCCCGCAGGAUUUCUCCGGCUGUGAAAUAUUGCCCUCGCAGCCCAGGAGAACCAAGAGCUUCCUAAAUUACUAUGCAGAUCUGGAGACGUCUGCUAGGGAGCUAGAGCAGAGCUUGGUGGCCAUGGAAGAUAACUGCGCCCAGAGCAACAGCCAGGCCUCGACCGUCCUUCUCAACGGAGAGGUCCUGCCCCGCAAGCAAAACAAGCUGUCGAGCCCGGAGGAUGGCCAGGUGGCCAUGGUGUCCUCGAGUCCCGAGACUAAGAAAGACCACCCGAAAACGGGGGCCAAAACGGACUGUGCGCUGCACCGCAUCCAGAACCUGGCGCCGAGCGAUGAGGACUCCAGCUGGACCACGCUGUCGCAGGACAGCGCUUCGCCAAGCUCGCCCGAUGAAACAGAUAUAUGGAGUGAUCAUUCAUUUCAGACAGACCCUGACUUGCCACCUGGCUGGAAGAAGAUCAAUGACGUUGCUGGGAUCUACUACUGGCACAUACCAACAGGAACAACUCAAUGGCAGCGUCCUGUGUCCAUCCCAUCGGAUCUCCAGGGCUCACGGAAAGGAUCUCUUGGCUCCAUUACUCCAUCUCCCACUCCAGAAACUGAGAAACAGCCAUGGAGUGAUUUUGCUGUACUGAAUGGGGGAAAGAUUAAUAGUGACAUUUGGAAGGAUCUGCAUGCAGCGACUGUGAACCCAGACCCAAGUCUGAAAGAAUUUGAAGGAGCAACCUUACGCUAUGCCUCUCUGAAGCUCAGAAAUGCUCCGCAGUCUGAUGAUGAUGAUUCCUCUAGCAUCAACAGUGAUCCAGAAGCGAAGUGCUUUGCUGUGCGCUCCCUGGGCUGGGUAGAAAUGGCUGAAGAGGAUCUGGCUCCUGGGAAAAGCAGCGUUGCGGUGAACAACUGCAUCAGGCAGCUCUCAUACUGUAAAAACGACAUCAGAGACACCGUGGGCAUCUGGGGAGAGGGCAAAGACAUGUACCUCAUCCUGGAGAACGACAUGCUGAACCUGAUCGACCCCAUGGACCGCACCGUGCUGCACUCGCAGCCCAUCGUGAGCAUCAGGGUCUGGGGAGUGGGGCGCGACAACGGCCGAGAGAGGGACUUUGCUUACGUGGCGAGGGACAAAGACACAAGGAUUCUGAAAUGCCAUGUGUUUCGGUGUGACACGCCAGCAAAAGCCAUCGCCACCAGUCUGCACGAGAUCUGCUCAAAGAUUAUGGCUGAGAGGAAGAAUGCUAAAGCUAUGGCUUGCAGCUCCUUGCAAGACAGAGCAAACGUCACCCUGGAUGUUCCCCUGCAAGUGGACUUCCCAACGCCCAAGACGGAGCUGGUGCAGAGGUUCCACGUGCAGUACCUGGGCAUGCUGCCCGUGGCCAGGCCCGUCGGAAUGGACACUCUGAACAAUGCCAUUGAAACCCUGAUGACUUCCUCCAGCAAAGAAGCCUGGAUGCCAGUUACCAUGAAUGUUGCUGAUGCUACUGUCACAGUCAUCAAUGAGAGAAAUGAAGAGGAGAUCAUGGUGGAAUGUCGUGUCCGGUUCCUGUCCUUCAUGGGAGUAGGCAAGGAUGUGCACACGUUUGCCUUCAUUAUGGACACAGGAAACCAGCAUUUUGAGUGCCACGUGUUCUGGUGCGAGCCGAACGCGGGCAACGUGUCAGAGGCUGUGCAGGCUGCUUGCAUGCUGCGGUAUCAGAAGUGCUUGGUGGCCAGGCCCCCUUCGCAGAAGGUGCGGCCCCCGCCGCCUCCCGCAGACUCGGUGACCCGGCGAGUCACCACCAACGUGAAGAGAGGAGUGUUGUCCCUCAUUGACACUUUGAAACAGAAGCGCCCCGUCUCCGAGCUGCCGUAGAGAAGAGGCUGGGCACGCUGAGCUGAAGGUAACAGUAGCUACACUAAGGAAAAUGAACUGACCGUGUUCGGCCUCCCAUCCURCAUUGCAAUGCUUUGUCUGCGGAGAAUUUACCUAUAUCGAAACUAUGUUAGACGAGCAUGUUCUCUCAUUCUUGCCACCGUCGUAUGAUAUGAAAAGAAGCAUGAGUCAUUUUUUUGCUGUCAGUGAGUGACAUCAUGAGCAACGGAGGGUCCUUUUCUGAUUGUAAAUACGUGAACAUUACCUACACCCACACACGGCAAGGACGUGGCCAGCUCCCUCCGAGUGAACUCAUGCUCAAGUCCUUGGAGUGAAUGAUGCCGAGUUGAUGGUUUUCCCUGUCUUGAGCUGGAUUUGUCACAAAUCGACCUGAAAUUCUACAGCACUUCUGCUCUGUUUUCAACACUGGGGUAGUUCCCAAGUAUUAGUUACAAUUGAAUUACUUUGCAAACCCUUUUUUUGGUGGGUUUUUUUUUUUUUCCCCUCUUUGAGGAAAUUCCACCUGUCAGUUGCAAAAUGUUUGUGAGCAUCCCCCUGGCAAUGGCUUUCCAGCUCUCCCUGACGGGCGGCGGGACCACGGUGUCCUUUCAUCUCCUGUUACUGCAUUAGCAGAGAGGAAUCGUGUCUAAAACCCAGCCAGUGCUGAAGAACCCACCCGYGUUUGGAGCAGCUCAGACUGGGGCCUUGGCCGAAGCCUUUCACCUUGGACCGCACACACGUACGUACGGACUGCGAUUCUCCCAAGUUUUAUUACAGCAUCGGAUCAGAAGGACAAGCCAGGCAGUGGUUUUACUGUGACAAAGCUCUUAGAGGCUCGACCUUUGCAUUCUUCUCCCUUCGAGUGUUUGAUCAAAUGUGGGACUCGGCGUCUGUUUGCACAGUUCCCCCUUCCCCGCGGAGUUUGUUGCUGACUACGUAACCGUGCUGCAGACAGAACAACCAGGGCUUGUUAUUUACAGAAUUCCCCGCAACUUUAACGCUUUGUGAUAAAAUAAGGAAAGUUUCCUAAGGGAAUAGGGUGCUUCAGGUGUUGCAACCUGGUUGCAAAGCUUUGGCUCCAAAGGCUUCACACAGUUGCUCUGAUCCACACGGCGGCAGAUCCUGAUGACACCAGCACAGGGUUGCCCCCAAAACUACCUGGCCCUGAAGUCUCAAACRCAGCUUUAGGUUCUCC
Molecule: messenger RNA, 3624 nt
Organism: Nothoprocta perdicaria
Lineage: Eukaryota; Metazoa; Chordata; Aves; Tinamiformes; Tinamidae
Gene: APBB2
Product: amyloid beta precursor protein binding family B member 2
Exons: 16
Coding region: 162-2429 (755 amino acids)
Biological process (GO): regulation of DNA-templated transcription
Cellular component (GO): nucleus; cytoplasm
Molecular function (GO): amyloid-beta binding; transcription factor binding
Source: RefSeq, a predicted model, not a curated record